AUGUGCCACUUUCAGGUCUCCUCACACUGCUGGUGGGUUCCAUUUUGUCAUAGGGUGCUGGCAGAUUACGGGCCUCCCAUUGCUGCUGCCAGGCCCGUAAUCUGCCAUGGGCCCCCGUACCGACUCCUCAUGCUGCUGCCAGGCCUGUAAUCUGCCAUGGGCCCCCGUACCGACUCCUCAUGCUUCUGCCAGGCCCGUAAUCUGUCAUGGGCCCCUGUACCGCCUUCCUCAUGCUGCUGCCCAGGUCCAGAGUGUCUUAUGGGUCCCUGUACGGCCUCCCAUUGCUGCUGUCUCCAUCGCCACACUCUGCCAUGUGCCACUUUCAGGUCUCCUCACACUGCUGGUGGGUUCCAUUUUUGUCAUAGGGUGCUGUAUGGCCUCCCAUUGCUGCAGCCUCCACCGCCACACUGUGGCUCCACACUCUGGUUUUGGCCCCGUGACUGCCCAAAUGAGUGAAGUGUGCGGUGAUUCUAAAGUCCCCCCUAAGAUCGACGGCACUCAUCUGCAUGUCAUACUGACUGACAGUAUUAUUUCUCUUCCCCCAGCUACAAGGCAACUCCAAGGGCAUUUAAAU
Messenger RNA from Staurois parvus, 574 nucleotides. Lineage: Eukaryota; Metazoa; Chordata; Amphibia; Anura; Ranidae. The record is from the annotation of a GenBank genome assembly.